Molecule: messenger RNA, 4042 nt
Organism: Erinaceus europaeus (western European hedgehog)
Lineage: Eukaryota; Metazoa; Chordata; Mammalia; Eulipotyphla; Erinaceidae
Gene: RTF1
Product: RTF1 homolog, Paf1/RNA polymerase II complex component
Exons: 18
Coding region: 4-2136 (710 amino acids)
Cellular component (GO): Cdc73/Paf1 complex
Molecular function (GO): DNA binding; RNA polymerase II C-terminal domain phosphoserine binding
Source: RefSeq, a predicted model, not a curated record
CGCAUGCGUGGUCGCCUUUGUGUGGGUCGAGCGGCGGCUGUGGCGGCGGCAGUGGCGGUCCCAGUGGCAGGCGGGCGAGAGGCGAGUCCGGGCGGCGUCCGGCGUGGGGACCGAGGGACCACCAUGGUGAAGAAGCGGAAAGGCCGCGUGGUGAUCGACUCCGACACAGAGGACAGUGGAAGCGACGAGAACUUGGAUCAGGAGCUCUUGUCCUUGGCAAAACGUAAGCGGAGUGACUCUGAGGAGAAGGAGCCACCUGUGACCCAGCCUGCAGGCUCCUCAGACUCUGAGACAUCUGACAGUGAUGAUGAGUGGACGUUUGGGAGCAAUAAAAAUAAGAAGAAAGGAAAGACCAGAAAAACAGAGAAGAAAGGAACUAUGAAGAAACAGGCCAGCAAAACUGCUUCUUCAGGCAGUUCGGACAAAGACAGCUCAGCUGAGAGCUCAGCCCCUGAGGAAGGUGAAGUGUCUGAUUCUGAUAGCAACAGUUCCUCCUCCAGUUCAGAUUCAGAUUCUUCCUCGGAAGAUGAGGAAUUUCAUGAUGGCUAUGGAGAAGACCUUAUGGGAGAUGAAGAGGACAGGGCCCGUCUGGAACAAAUGACAGAGAAGGAGAGAGAACAAGAGCUGUUCAAUCGUAUAGAGAAGAGAGAGGUGUUGAAAAGAAGAUUUGAAAUCAAGAAAAAACUGAAAACAGCCAAAAAGAAAGAAAAGAAAGAAAAAAAGAAAAAGCAAGAAGAAGAACAGGAAAAGAAAAAGCUGACACAGAUUCAGGAAUCUCAGGUAACAUCCCACAAUAAGGAAAGGCGUUCCAAACGGGAUGAGAAGCUAGAUAAGAAAUCUCAAGCCAUGGAGGAGCUAAAAGCAGAGCGAGAAAAACGGAAGAACAGAACUGCUGAGCUCCUCGCUAAAAAGCAGCCAUUGAAAACCAGUGAGGUGUACUCUGAUGAUGAAGAGGAGGAGGAAGAUGAUAAAUCCAGUGAAAAGUCAGAUCGCUCAUCCCGAACAUCAUCAUCCGAUGAAGAAGAAGAAAAAGAAGAGAUCCCUCCAAAAUCACAGCCUGUCUCUUUGCCUGAAGAAUUGAAUAGGGUUCGAUUAUCACGGCAUAAACUAGAACGCUGGUGUCACAUGCCCUUCUUUGCUAAAACGGUCACAGGAUGUUUUGUACGGAUUGGCAUUGGAAACCACAACAGCAAGCCAGUUUACCGGGUUGCUGAGAUCACAGGUGUUGUAGAAACCGCCAAAGUUUACCAGCUAGGUGGCACCAGAACAAACAAAGGACUCCAACUACGGCAUGGCAAUGACCAACGAGUGUUUCGCCUAGAGUUUGUCUCAAACCAGGAAUUCACUGAAAGUGAGUUUAUGAAGUGGAAAGAAGCGAUGUUCUCUGCUGGAAUGCAGUUGCCUACUCUGGAUGAAAUCAACAAGAAAGAGUUAUCUAUUAAAGAAGCUCUUAACUAUAAAUUCAAUGAUCAGGACAUUGAAGAGAUUGUAAAGGAGAAAGAAAGGUUCAGAAAAGCUCCACCCAACUAUGCUAUGAAGAAGACUCAGUUGCUAAAAGAAAAGGCCAUGGCAGAGGAUCAAGGGGAUCAAGACAAGGCCAAACAAAUUCAAGACCAGCUGAAUGAGCUAGAGGAGCGGGCAGAGGCCCUGGACCGCCAGCGGACCAAGAAUAUAUCUGCUAUCAGUUACAUCAACCAGCGAAACCGGGAGUGGAACAUUGUGGAGUCUGAGAAGGCCCUUGUGGCUGAAAGCCACAACAUGAAAAACCAGCAGAUGGACCCCUUCACUAGGCGGCAGUGCAAGCCUACUAUUGUGUCAAAUUCUAGAGACCCGGCUGUUCAAGCUGCCAUCUUGGCCCAAUUGAAUGCAAAAUACGGUUCUGGAGUGUUACCAGAUGCUCCAAAGGAAAUGAGCAAGGGUCAGGGAAAGGAUAAAGAUUUGAAUUCUAAGUCAGCCAGUGACCUCUCAGAAGACUUGUUCAAAGUACACGAUUUUGAUGUGAAAAUAGAUCUGCAAGUUCCCAGCUCAGAAUCAAAAGCAUUGGCCAUCACCUCCAAGGCUCCGCCAGCCAAGGAUGGGGCUCCCAGGAGAUCUCUGAACUUGGAAGACUACAAAAAACGACGGGGACUUAUUUGAGCACACUCAGCCUGCUGCUUCUGACCCUGCAUGCCCCAUCACCAUGUCCUACCUGCCCUUCUUCCCUUGGAUUUGUCCUUUGUGGGCCAGAGCAGCAGUUAAGACUAGGGAGAGACUUUGAACUGCCAGUCGCCUGUAAUAUAAAACCAUUUGUGUAUAGACUGCUUCCUCUGCACCAUCUCCCAACAUCUCAGGCAGGCCCACCCAGUGCUGACCUGAGCUCACUCAUUUUUCUCCAUGUCUUUAGAUUUGUGUUUGCCUCCCCCACCCCACCCCACCCCCAGCCCAGAUCCAGCACAGUCAGUCGAUUAAUUGGUCACUCUGCACACAUUCAGUAUUACCAUGGAGCUGGGAUUCUUGCUGGCACCAUGGUGGCAGUGGCAGCAGCACUGGGCAGUCUCCCACCUCAGACUUACCUACUGAACACUUAUCACCUGGCACCUGGCCCUAUGAAGGGAAUGGGCACUGAACACCUGCAGUUCUCCUUCCUGUCCCCUCAUCCUUCUCUUCCCAUCUCUGUGGAAGGGACCUCUUUAAAACUAAUUUAGUUUCCAAAAAGUGUACAUUGCGGUGGGGGGUGGGGGUGGGGUAUAUUUGUGAGAGAGAGAAAGUGAGUGUGUGUGUGUGUGUCUGUUUUUUUUUUUUUUAACAUUUUUUUAAAAAAAUACAGUACUCUUUGUAUCAGUCUCUCAUGGGUCUAGAGCUGUUUCAGAUUUUUUUUUCAGCUGUACUUGAGCAUCUGAAACUGCAAGAAAGAAACUCAUUAAAUGUGAUUCUUCUUACUAAACAGACCUGACUGCUGUAGCUGUGUCACUUCCCUCCCUCCCACCUCCUCUCUGAGAACCCCCUCAUUUGGCCCCUCCCUUAAAGGUUGUGUCCUGGUAGGUGGGAGGGCAGCCCAUGGCCAGGUGCCGGGGUUGGGGGGUACAGGUCCCUUCUCAUCUAGUAGGGACAGCCACAGCUCCCUAGAACAGUGUAUCUUCUUCCUACCCUGUGAACUUGUUUGAUCUUGGUAAUUCUGUCUUGCUUUCUCAGCAAGAAUAACUUUGUUUUUAGGAAAAUAUCCAGCAGGAAUGUGGAAAGAACAAACACAGAUUUAGGUUACAAAUGUUAAAAGCAUGUGCAGUUUUGCGUGUGUAUGUAUAUAUGUGGUGAGCAUAUAUACUGUUGUGCAGCUAGGGAGAAGCCAACAGAGUUGUGUAUGUCUUUAUGAAGUGUUUGAAAAAAGAUUAACUGACUGCUUGAUAAUCAUUCUCAGGUGUAAAGCUCCAAGUGUAAAUAAAAAUGACAUUUAACAAAAUCUUUUCAGAACAAAGUACAGCUGACUAUAUAUACCACAGCUAAUUAAUCUAGAAGCUCUCCUUUGGACCACUUAACCCUACUUUUCUGUAAAGGAGGAUGAUGGGAAAUCAUGGGGUUAAGUUGUAUUUAAACAAAACAAUGAACUUGCUUUAACUCAGUUUGCACUUUUUUUUAAUUAAAAAGCAAUUAGGGGUUGUUUUUUUUUAAGUAUUGUGACUGUAAAUUGAUAAUUCUGACUGUAACACAGCUAUGUGGUAGCUGUGACACGCAUCAGUUGGGCAAAGACUGGUGAUGGACUUGUUAAAAUCAUAUAUACUUGAAUAGUCCAUUGACCAAAACUUUUUAUAGGUUAUUGUGUAAAUGUGGAAUCACAGACUUUUAACAUAGCCUGAACUCUGGCAGAGUCCUGCAGGCUGUUGGCAAAUCCUAUCAUGAUAAGCUUGGACUUUUUUUCUUUCUGGCUAUAAAAGACAUGAUCAUAGAAUCCAUAUAAUUUGCUGGAGUAAUUCUGGUCCACAAUGUAGAUCUGUAUUUAGUAUCAUUUGGAUUUUGGAGAAGUGUCCAUUACAUUAUGGCUGUGUAAUAAAAUUUUUAUUAAACUGCA